Dovyalis caffra is the source of this 429-nucleotide messenger RNA. Lineage: Eukaryota; Viridiplantae; Streptophyta; Magnoliopsida; Malpighiales; Salicaceae. The record is from the annotation of a GenBank genome assembly.
AUGUUACAGAUACCAGGUUCCAUUCUGCUCUGGAUAGGAGGGAUAGCGGAGCUCACCUGCUGGCAUGGUUUUCGGGUUGGUGAGAGAUUUUCUGAAACAGGAAUCACUCUUAAAGUAACAGAGACAGUUUUAAAAGGUUGGAAGCAAGAGCAAUUCCGAAAAAGAACAAGCAAGCAGAGACAGCAAAAUCAUGUAGUUAGGAUUUUAUUGAACAAGGCUGGCUGCGAGGCACUACGAGGGUUGCUGCGCGGUGAGGCGCGAGCAGGGGGCUGUUGCUUCGUGGGCGUGCCUGGUGGCCUGGGCUGCGAGGCUGCUGCUCGCCCAGCGCCUGGUGGCCUGGACAGUGGUGCGUUGGCGCAGGCCUGCGAGAGCUGGGCGAGGAGGAGGCGAGGAAGGGUAGUGGGGGGCUGUUUUUGGGCAGUGGGGUAG